Molecule: messenger RNA, 1574 nt
Organism: Panicum hallii
Lineage: Eukaryota; Viridiplantae; Streptophyta; Magnoliopsida; Poales; Poaceae
Product: putative polyol transporter 1
Exons: 2
Coding region: 15-1571 (518 amino acids)
Biological process (GO): transmembrane transport
Cellular component (GO): membrane
Molecular function (GO): carbohydrate transmembrane transporter activity
Source: RefSeq, a predicted model, not a curated record
GACACAUCUAAACCAUGAUGGCUUCUGCCGCGCUCCCGGAGGCCGUCGAGUCCAAGAAGAAUGGCAAUGUUAAAUAUGCUUUUACCUGCGCCAUCUUCGCCUCCAUGGCGUCCAUCAUCCUCGGUUAUGACAUCGGGGUGAUGAGCGGAGCGUCGCUGUACAUCAAGAAGGACCUCAAGAUCACGGACGUGCAGCUGGAGAUCCUGAUGGGCGUCAUGAACCUCUACUCGCUGAUAGGAGCCUUCGCGGCCGGGCGGACGUCCGACUGGAUCGGCCGCCGCUUCACCGUCGUCUUCGCCGCCGCCAUCUUCUUCGUCGGCGCGGUGCUGAUGGGCUUCGCGGUCAGCUACGCCAUGCUCAUGGCGGGCCGCUUCGUGGCCGGCGUCGGGGUGGGCUACGCGAUCAUGAUCGCGCCCGUGUACACCGCCGAGAUCUCGCCGGCGGCGUCCCGCGGCCUCCUGACGUCCUUCCCGGACUUCUUCAUCAACCUGGGCAUCCUCCUCGGCUACGUAUCGAACUACGCGUUCGCCCGCCUCCCGCUCCACCUCGGCUGGCGCGUCAUGCUCGGCAUCGGCGCGGCGCCGUCCGCCCUCCUCGCGCUCAUGGUUCUCGUCAUGCCCGAGUCGCCCCGGUGGCUCGUCAAGAACGGCCGCCUCGCGGACGCCAGGGCCGUGCUGGAGAAGACCUCGGGCACGCCAGAGGAGGCCGCGGAGCGCCUAGCUGACAUCAAGGCGGCGGCGGGCAUCCCGAAGGACCUCGACGGCGACGUGGUCACUGUGCCUGAGGAUCGAAACAGCAGCGAGACUCAGGUCUGGAAGGAGCUCAUCCUAUCCCCAACCCCCGCCAUGCGGCGGAUACUGCUCUCGGCGCUCGGCAUCCACUUCUUCCAGCAGGCGUCCGGCAUCGACUGCGUCGUUCUCUACAGCCCGCGCGUGUUCAAGAGCGCCGGCAUCACCGACGACAACAAGCUCCUGGCCACCACCUGCGCCGUGGGCGCCAGCAAGACGCUGUUCAUCCUGGUGGCGGCGUUCCUGCUCGACCGCGUCGGCCGGCGGCCUCUGCUGCUAUACAGCGCAGGCGGGAUGAUGGUCUCGCUCGUCGGCCUCGGGACGGGCCUCACCGUCGUGGGCCACCACCCUGACGCGAAGAUCCCGUGGGCCGUGGGCCUGUCCAUCGCGUCCAUCUUGGCCUACGUCGCAUUCUUCUCCAUCGGCCUCGGCCCUAUCACGGGCGUGUACACCUCGGAGAUCUUCCCGCUGCAGGUGCGCGCGCUGGGCUUCGCCGUCGGCGUGGCAUGCAACCGCCUUACCAGCGGCGUGAUCUCCAUGACCUUCCUGUCCCUGUCAAAGGCUAUCACCAUCGGCGGCAGCUUCCUGCUCUACGCUGGCAUCGCGGCGCUCGGGUGCGUGUUCUUCUUCACCUACCUCCCGGAGACUCGGGGACGGACACUGGAGGAGAUGGGAAAGCUGUUCGGCAUGGCAGACUCAAUCAUGGUGGAAGAAGAUCAAGGCACCCGCCGGGAGGAGAAGGCGGUCCAUCAAAGUGGCCGCAAACUAGAUGGAAAUCAAUAAACA